AUGGUUACUUUAGUUACUUUAGUUACUAUUGUACUAUUGUAAUAAGGAAGAGAAACGGUUUAAGAUGUGAGUUUGCUGGUGUCAGAUGUGAUGGUCUGAGCUUCAUGAGUUGACCUGCCUGGUAAAACAUUUAAAUGACAUGACACUGGAUGUCAAAGAUGGUCAUCUAAUCAAAUAUGUUUCCCAAAACACAUUAUUUAAAAUAAUCUGCACCUGAUAAGAACAAUGCAGACGCUACCAAAGCCUGAAUCCUAUUUUUGUUUUCUCGCAAAUCUUCAAAUGUGGAGGAAGUGACGCUUUUGUCUUCAUGUCAAAAGUCACUAACCAUUCAUGUGAUUUGUGUUCCCAUGGCGAUUAAGUAAACUGCCUCACCCAACAGCUGGAACUUUCUCUUCUCUGCUCUCAGCUCCACAUUAUUGUGUAAAAACACCAACGCUCUUUUGCUGACAUUCAGAGUGGAUACAACACAUUACUGUUAUAUUAGUAGCAUUGACUGUUCACUCUACCAUUACACAGAAAUGGAUUAUUGUUUUUAAUCCAGUUUCAUCUUUGUGUCACAAAACACACACAAAAAUCAGCCCUGUUCAUGCAGUCUGUUAGACAACGUCCUGUUUCCCUGUGUGAGUUCUAACAAGUUAUAGGUCACAGCCUCAUCUGCACUGUAAAGCAUACAACUGUACUGACUUGAACACAGUGACAUCAUGGUGAAAGUAUUCCUUGGCGGUGCAUGGGCUGAUUCGCCUUUCUGUGCAGCGCUUCUCCCGGAAUCUUAUCUCCCUGAUUUUGGGAAAAUCAUGUAGGAAUGUAUGAGUUCUCACGUGCGGAAAAAGAUAAGUUUUGGCGGAACUGGAAAAUGCUUAAAGGUCACAGCUUUUCUUCUGUGGUCGACAUGCUCCAGAUGUGUCUGUGGUGCUGGACGAUGUCAGCCGUCGUAACCCUGUCCAUAAAUUCCACAACUAAGAAAGGUCGCAACAUCACCAUCCACUCCUCACAGAUGGUCUGCAGUUUGCCCGGUCCGGCAGGGCCUGCAGGGAACCCAGGGUUUCCUGGACCACCAGGGGCGGUGGGUUCAAUGGGGAUCCCAGGAAAAGAUGGCCCAGAUGGGAAGGAUGGAGAGAAGGGAGAGAAGGGAGACAGAGGUGAUCCAGGAAGGACGGGAAACCAAGGCAAGCCUGGAGUCAAGGGCCGUGAAGGAGUGAUUGGUAAGGCCGGACCUCGGGGUCUGAAAGGUCUGCGGGGGUCACCGGGGAUAUCUGGAAAACGUGGACCAAAGGGCCAGAAUGGCGAAGUGGGCCAGGAAGGACCUGUAGCCAACGCCAGCAGUGGGAAGUUUGUCUGCGUUAUCCCCGGAGUCUACUAUUUCACCUACGACAUCACAGUAGCAAAUAAACACCUGGCCAUCGGGCUGCUGCACAACGGACAGUACAAAAUCAAAACAUUUGAUGCAAACACGGGAAACCACGAUGUGGCGUCCGGUUCCACGGUUCUCCACCUGCAGAAGGACGAUCAGGUGUGGCUGCAGAUCUUCUACUCUGAACAGAACGGACUCUUCUUUGACCCCUUCUGGACGGACAGUACCUUCACGGGCUUCCUUAUCUAUGCUGACCAGGAGUUUCUCACUGAGUCUGACAGGAAAGCCAACAGUAAGGAUGACAGUUAGUGGCUUUGGUGGUGGAAUCCAUCCAUAGGUUUACAUGACACGUCUCCUGUUGGAGGGCAUCAGCUGUGUCCUGCUGUUGCAGAAAUUCUAACACUAGGAGGCACACAAUGAAGGGAGAACAUCCUAUGACAUCAGUCCAAGGUGCUUGCUCAACACAGCACAG
Molecule: messenger RNA, 1823 nt
Organism: Cynoglossus semilaevis (tongue sole)
Lineage: Eukaryota; Metazoa; Chordata; Actinopteri; Pleuronectiformes; Cynoglossidae
Gene: c1qtnf2
Product: C1q and TNF related 2
Molecular function (GO): protein binding
Source: RefSeq, a predicted model, not a curated record